Molecule: messenger RNA, 1641 nt
Organism: Pseudocercospora fijiensis CIRAD86
Lineage: Eukaryota; Fungi; Ascomycota; Dothideomycetes; Mycosphaerellales; Mycosphaerellaceae
Exons: 3
Coding region: 1-1335 (444 amino acids)
Source: RefSeq, a predicted model, not a curated record
AUGAAGAUGAGCGGUGAGAGUGGCAGUCCGGUAUUGGACAGCAUCACAAUACGCGUGGUCCACCUUGCGGGCAACACCAAGUCCUUCCAUCACUCCUUCAUCAGUGUCUCUGUAUUCCAUGCGGGACUCUUCUCGCCCGCGCACUGUGCGUUCCCUCGCUUGAACGUGAAUGCUCUGGCACUGAACCGCACACAACGACCUUUGCAACCAACUCCAGGCGUUUGCCAGCACCUGGCAAGCGUACCAGACGAUAUCCGCUGCCGAGCCAGGGUUGGCUACCGAGCAUCUCUAGACACCAGAUCACCGAAUACUCGCCUGCCGAAAGGCUUGAGAAGUCGCCGCCGUACCCUCAUCACCGAAACUGAGCGCGUCAGAAUCCUGCCAGGCGCCGCCCAAGACGCCGCAUUUGUCACGUGGUUAGAUGAGCAACAACAACGACAACAACGACAACAACAACAACAACAACAAGAACAACAUCUGGAGGAGAUUCUCGGCCGUCACGACCUCGUGCUCGGCAACUCCAAUCUGGGAAAAGCCAUGCAACCUUCGGGCACGCAAGCGCGCUCUCGCUUGCUAGAGCUACCAGCAGAGCUGCGUGAGCAAAUCUGGAUGCACGCUGUGACUGAAUGGACUGCUGCAUCACACGAACAUGACGAGACAGCUGAUGUAGGACCGAAUGCGCAUGGUCGGUUGCAGCGCAAACAGUUGACGAAAAGGCCUAUCAGGAUGGACCGCCUCAACCGCCCGCCUCCUCCACCCAUAACUAGAGUGUCUCAUCAGCUGCGCAGCGAAACUUUACAUCUGUACUACCAAUGCAAUGUCUUCGAGUGUUGGAGACCACUGUUUUGGCUAAAGAACUGGAACCAAAGCACCUUCGUCGAUUGGCUGGUCUCGCUUGGCCCAGAGAAGACCAAGUGGCUCCAGCACAUCGUGCUCCUGUACAAGCGUGAGGGGGAACUAGAGCACGACGUUCAGAGCGCGCUUGCUGAGGAUGGGUUUGUGCUUGGAGAGGACGCUAUCGAAGAGAAGCAGGAGCUAAGCGAGUACGAGAUGUGCUUUGAGGAGCUCGGUCUGCCUAGGCACUUUGCAUGCUACGCGAUUGACUAUGAUCCAACCUCGACAACACCCUGCAAUCCAAACGGGCCUUUUCUGAUGAACAACUUGGAUAUGGAAGUGGUCCCGAGGACAGAAGUCUGUCUUCGCUUGGUGCGCAAAAGUCAGGUUACCCGACAUGAGAUUAUCACAGGCUUGCGAAACGGUCUCCACCUCCACGCGACUAGAAGCUCUUUGGCUUCGCUCACCAUCAUCUUGAGUGAGGGGCCCGACAUGAGAUGAACCUCUACACGAUCGACCGCGCAUACGGCAGUCAUGGUUCAUUUGCACUGCCACCGUUCCUUCAUUACUCGUCCAUUGUGCAAACUCGGUUUAGAGCCUCGCUGGAGGAGAUCACUAGCAGGGCACACGCAGCGGCCUCACAGAACGAGACAACGCCGGCGCAUUAGCAAACGGGAUGUUCCGGAUCUCAGUGACCCUCGACUCCCCUGUACGAGAACGAGGACAGAAACAUCAACAUCUUCUGUUCGCUCGAGGUCCUUGCAAUCUCGAUAUCUGUAUACUAAAUGAGAACACCAACCUCGUUGU